Sungouiella intermedia is the source of this 1653-nucleotide messenger RNA. The record is from the annotation of a GenBank genome assembly. Lineage: Eukaryota; Fungi; Ascomycota; Pichiomycetes; Serinales; Metschnikowiaceae.
AUGGCCGUGUCUACUCCCAAUUGGAGGUCAAUAUACUUCAUCACAAUAGGAAUCCGAUUUUGCCUUACACUAGCAGACUCUUACAUUCAUCCAGAUGAACAUUUCCAGUCAUUCGAACCACUUGGCCUGCUACUAGGCUAUUCGACCAAUCCACCGUGGGAAUUCUCCGCUGAAGCUCCUGCUCGAAGCUAUGCCUUGUUGAUGUUGCUAUACUAUCCUGUGAUUUACCUUAGCUCGACAUUUGGACUUCUGCCACUACAAACUAGGUAUUUGGCACGACUUGAACUCAUGCUAGUGUCAUGGGUAGUUACUGAUUGGUGUCUCUACCGAAUGCUUCCUACGAAGCAAGAACGGAUCAAGGCUAUUUACUUUGCUCUGACAUCGUACGUUACUUUGGUUUACCAGAGCCAUACCUUCUCAAAUUCUGUUGAAACAGUGUUGGUGAUGCUCACAGUUUUUAUGAUCAAUGAGUUGAGGUUCCUUUCAACCACACCAGAGAAUCAAUAUAAUUUCCGAGAGAUUGGGAUCUUAGCAGCCGGAUUAGGUGUGGUAGGUGCUAUUGGUGUGUUUAAUCGAGUCACAUUUCCAGCCUUCUUUGUAUUUCCAGCCUUCUUUUACCUACAGUGUUGGAGGAAAUGGAGGCUGUUGAUUUUGUUCACUGGAGUGCCAUUUUUGAUUGUUUCGGCUCUUUUUAUUGUUGCAGAUACCGCUAUUUUCACACAAGCCUCUGUUUGGACCAUCUUGAAGACAUUCAAAUGGGAUCAAUACAAAGUGGCCCCGCUUAACAAUUUGAUCUACAACACUCACCAUGCUAAUCUUGCACAACACGGAAUUCACCCAUAUUACACGCAUGCUGUUAUCAAUUUACCUCAGUUAUUGGGUCCAGGUCUUGCCUUCGUCUUUUACGGCUUCAAGAACAGAUACUGGAGAACCACUCCAUUUGUCACCGCUGCCAGUGGCCUUUUCUUCCUUUCCCUUGUCCCACACCAAGAGGUUAGGUUUUUAAUUCCUGUUGUUCCAUUGCUUUGUUGCUGCUUCGACAUGGAGGUAUUCGAUCGUAAACCCGAAUCCAGUAACGAUGAAAACAUGAAAGAAAAAACUGAUAAUGCAACGGAACCCAAGUCUAGGAGAACCAGUGCUCUCCCUGCCGCUGUACUCAACUUAUGGUACUUGUUCAACUCGGCACUAGCACUUCUCAUGGGAAUUUACCAUCAGGGCGGCGUAGUACCAGCGGUUGAUUAUUUGCAUGACUUCAUAUACCAUGAUCCCACCGACAAAUCACUGGGUGUUACAGCCCAGAUUUGGUGGAGAACAUACUCACCCCCAACUUGGAUGUUGGGAGAUAAACACAAUUCUACUCAGUUCAUCACACUUAGUGAUGACAACGUCGAUUUCUUUAUUGAUGCUUCUAAGUCAAACCUUUUAUUCGAUACAAUGGGAUUGGAAAUUGACCUGUUGCAAAAGGUUAUCACAACUGUCAAGUCUUUCGCUGCAAAGACAUACUUAAUUACCCCAGUGGCUUCAUUCAACAAAAAUUUUGACUGUCCACACAAUGUUAUAUGGAAAAUCAAGCAACAUUUGGAUAUGGAUCACCUAGACAUUGGGGACAUCCAAAGUCUACAGCCAGGACUUGGCAUCUUCGAACUUCUCUAA